This is a messenger RNA of Caenorhabditis briggsae, 264 nucleotides long. The transcript is spliced from 3 exons. The record is from RefSeq and is a predicted model, not a curated record. NCBI's taxonomy places the organism in Eukaryota, Metazoa, Nematoda, Chromadorea, Rhabditida, Rhabditidae. The coding region runs from base 1 to 264 and encodes 87 amino acids.
AUGAAUAGCUCCCAACGUCGUAGCAUCAUGUUUGGCGAGAAGGCAGUCAUCGACAUGGAUAUCGAUCCGUUUGUUUCAAAUCUUGAUACGCCGUCUGAUCUGAAAGUGCCAGUAACCUAUACCGGACCAAUGCUCUCGACACAACUAACAACACCAACCAUCAAGAAGAGGGAUAAAAAUCAGAAUUCGCAUAAAGAUGAUGAGAAAAAAGAAAACAAUGAAUCCACCGAAACUGGAGAGCCAGCUGCAAAGAAGAAGUGCUAG